Medicago truncatula (barrel medic) is the source of this 794-nucleotide messenger RNA. RefSeq names its product stress-related protein. Lineage: Eukaryota; Viridiplantae; Streptophyta; Magnoliopsida; Fabales; Fabaceae. The transcript has 2 exons. Bases 181 to 588 code for a protein of 135 amino acids. The record is from RefSeq and is a predicted model, not a curated record.
AGAGAGAUCAUAACAGAGAAUAGGGCCGUUGUUUUUGCCUACUCAUUAGCUUCACCCUUCCUAUUAAUAACCCAAAUCAGAUUCCCACUAUUACUCUUCUAAAAAUAUGAUACAUCAGAUUCUCUCAUUCACAAUCACCUCCGGGUGAAAAGAACAAGGAAGAACAACUAAUAAUUCCUCAUGAGGUUCAACGCCGUCUACGGAUACGCCAAGGAGUGCUCCAAUGAGCUCAAGCCGGGCAUCAAGACCGUUGAAGAAACUGUCAAGAGCGUGGUGGGGCCUGUCCAUGAUAAGUUCCACCUUGUUCCCGAUGAGAUCCUCCGCCACACCGGUACCAAUCAAAACCACCACUGCACCGGACACAGGGCUCCCGUUGCCAACGUAGCCACUGUCUCGGAAACAGCGGUGAGGCUUUACUCCAAGUGCGAGCCCGUGGCAGAGCAGACUGUGGCUUCGGCAUGGCAGAAGGUGAAACAGUCUCCGAUGUUCCAUCGAGUGGACAAUGCAGUUGCGCCAAAGGCCGUGUAUUGCAAGGAGAAGUACAAUGCAGCGGUUAUUGGUGCCGUAGAGAAGGAACGUAAGGCCUAAGCGUACCUGCCUUUGGUGCAUACUGAGAGGAUAGCUAAGGUGUUUAGUGAAAUUUGAAGCAUGAACUAAUCAAUCUCUUUCUACCUUUAUUUUUUAAAUAUUCUUUGCUAGUAAUUAGUUACUGGCUGCAUUGUAAAUACAGAUAUCCUUUGUUCAUAAAUAAAUAAAAAUUAUUGUAACAGAAAAACAUUGUCCUGUGUUUUUCG